Molecule: messenger RNA, 687 nt
Organism: Alligator mississippiensis (American alligator)
Lineage: Eukaryota; Metazoa; Chordata; Crocodylia; Alligatoridae
Product: KRAB domain-containing protein 5-like
Exons: 2
Coding region: 50-274 (74 amino acids)
Biological process (GO): regulation of DNA-templated transcription
Source: RefSeq, a predicted model, not a curated record
AGGCCAGCUGCAGAAGGGGCAGGACAGGCCUGCAAAGCAGGGGGAGAGCAUGGAGCUCCGGGAGGUGUUUGAGGACGUGGCAGUGUAUUUCACACGGGAGGAGUGGGAGCUGCUGGAAGAGGAAGACGAGGGGCUUUACUGGGACCAGGUGCUGAGGAACUACCAAGCCCUCAUUUCCCUGGGUAAAGCUCUGGCUCUUGCCUCUCCCCGCAGCCAGGUGAGCUCUGAAUUGCUGUCGUCUUCUCCCUGGUUUUCAACAGUCUUGUACUCAUGAGCUUUUGGCAGGUGGUUUGAAUCCUCUUCCCCGCCCCGCACUGCUCUGUCAGUGAGCGGACCUCUCUGGCAUUUCGUGCUGAAAUCUCCUCCUUCCCCGAUCCAGCCGCCUUCCCUGGAGUCUUCCCCAUUCCUGGAGCUCCUGGUGUCACAGUCAGCACUUUCUUGGCCAAGGAUCUCCUUUUGACUUCUCAGCCUGUUCGUACCAUCUCCGAUUCACUGUGCCUACAAAUUCACUAACAGCUGUUCAAGCCCACUCUCCCAUUCUCACAAGUCGUCUUGUCCUCCUAUAGUGCACCUGCGUGUCACACACCCAUCGCUAUUAUAGAAAGACUUGGGCUUGGUGCAGGGCGUAGUGAAAACCAGGUUUCAUUUCCAGAAUAUCUGUAAUAGAGGGGCUUGUUGUGUCUCGUG